Molecule: messenger RNA, 2956 nt
Organism: Camelina sativa (false flax)
Lineage: Eukaryota; Viridiplantae; Streptophyta; Magnoliopsida; Brassicales; Brassicaceae
Product: phototropic-responsive NPH3 family protein NPY3
Molecular function (GO): protein binding
Source: RefSeq, a predicted model, not a curated record
GCAAGUCAGAAUGAGGAUAGCACAGUUUAACUUGUCAGAUAUUAGCGUGGAUGAAUUUAUAUAUAACGCAUUCAAUCGUUUGCUACUUGCUAGUUGCUACUAGUACUACUUUUUUAAUAAAGGGUUUUUAAAGAAAGUAUUGCUUCCAGAUUUAUAUCCGCAACCAACAGGAGAGAAAAAGCAAACACAUGAUAGACACUGAAUUCGAUUGAAAAACAAAUCCUGGGGUUGGGUUAUUAUCAAAACACAGCUUUUCUUUAUUUUUUUUCUCUUUAAUCUUUUGAUUAUUUAAUAAUGGUAGUAGUAUAAAAGUUUUUAUAAGUUGAGUGGUGGAGGCGGUGGUGCUGAUUCAGAGCGUGGGGUAUUAGUAUUGGGAGGAGAUAGAGAGAGAGAGGAGAUAAAAAGGGGACAGAACAUUCUGAAGCUUUCAGAUUUGCACUAUGGUGAAGGAAGACGAAACAGCUCAUCUUCUUCUUUGAUUCUCUCUGUUUUUUUCUUUUCUUUUUCACCUUUUUAGGGUUUUUUCCUUUUUUUUUUUUUUUUUUUUUUGUUGGAUUGCUGUUUUGUGUUUUGUCGGAACACUCUUGGAGGAUUAGAGAGUUCUCUGUUCCACUCUCUGUCUACACACAGCAGCAGCAGUAUAGCCCACACUUUUUGCCUCUGUCUCGUUUCAUUUCAUCGAAUUGAUCCUUAAAGAAGGUUUCUUUUCUCCACCAAAGGGUUCUGGGUUUUUGUUUCAUCUUCCUUCCUUUUGAUGCUUUCUGAACCUGAUAAGAUUCGCUACAAAAACAACAGAAGAACAUUAAAGAAACAGAGAGAAUUUGUAUAAAUAAAGAAAAUAGUAUUAUGCAACGUGUCGGACUUACAGAGCAAGUGGAGAGCAUCUCUCUAUCUUUUGCUCUUUCAUGUUUUCUUCCUUCCUUUAAUCUCUCUCGCAAGACGUUCGAAUUGAGAGCAGAACAAUCUUCAGAAAGCUCUUCCUGGUUUGUUUCUUUGUGAAGAAAUGAAGUUUAUGAAACUUGGAUCCAAACCGGAUUCGUUUCAGUCCGAUGAAGAUUCCAUAAGAUACGUAGCAACGGAGUUAGCCACUGAUGUAGUUGUAAAUGUUGGAGAUGUGAAAUUCUAUCUUCAUAAGUUCCCUCUUCUGUCUAAAAGCGCUCGUCUUCAGAAGUUAAUAGCCACAACCACAACCGAUGAACAAUCCUCAGAUGACGAAAUCCGCAUUCCCGAUAUCCCAGGAGGCCCUCCAGCUUUUGAGAUAUGCGCUAAGUUCUGUUACGGAAUGACUGUGACACUCAACGCAUACAAUGUUGUAGCUGUGCGUUGCGCUGCAGAGUAUCUCGAAAUGUAUGAAUCGAUUGAAAGCGGGAAUCUUGUUUACAAGAUUGAGGUUUUCUUGAACUCGAGUGUUUUACGAAGCUGGAAAGACUCCAUCAUUGUUCUCCAGACGACAAGAUCAUUCUAUCCGUGGUCCGAAGAUGUGAAAAUCGAUGUACGGUGUUUGGAGUCUAUCGCUUUGAAAGCUGCUAUUGAUCCAGCAAGAGUGGAUUGGUCUUAUACUUAUAACCGAAGGAAGCUUCUUCCACCUGAGAUUAACAAGAAUGGUGGUGUACCAAGAGAUUGGUGGAUAGAGGAUCUUGCCGAGCUUAGCAUUGAUUUGUUCAAGAGAGUGGUUUCGACUAUCAGAAGAAAAGGCGGGGUUUUACCUGAGUUUAUAGGAGAAGCUCUUGAGGUUUAUGCAGCAAAGAGAAUACCCGGUUUCAUGAUCCAAAACGAUGAUGGUGAUGAUGAUGUGAUUGGACAAAGAGCUUUGUUAGAGACAUUGGUUUCAUUGUUGCCUAGGGAGAAACAGAGUGUUUCUUGUGGAUUCUUGACCAAACUAUUGAAAUCUUCUGUUUCUUUGGAAUGUGGAGAAGAAGAGAGGAAAGAGCUAAGUAGAAGAAUCGGAGAGAAGCUAGAGGAAGCAAAUGUGACUGAUCUCUUGAUCAGAGCUCCAGAGGGAGGUGAAACAGUCUAUGACAUUGACAUUGUUGAAACCUUAAUCGAUCAGUAUGUUGCACAAACACAGAAAGGAGACGAGCUUGAUUGUUCAGAAGAAGAUACCAACGAAGGAGAUGGGUUUGUUUCAGACAGUUCAAAAGCAAAUGUCGCCAAGUUAAUCGAUAGAUACUUAGCUGAAAUCUCAAGAAUCGAACCCAAUUUGUCUCCUUUAAAGUUCAUCUCAAUUGCAGAAAAGGUUUCAAAUUUCCCAAGAUCAUCGCAUGAUGGUGUUUAUCGUGCUAUUGACAUGUUCUUAAAGCAACAUCCAGGAAUAACAAAGAGUGAGAAGAAAUCGUUAAGCCGGUUAAUGGUUUGCCGGAAAUUAUCGCCGGAAGCUUGUGCUCACGCCGUGCAAAACGAGAGGUUACCUUUACGAGUCGUGGUGCAGAUCCUAUUCUUCGAGCAAGUACGUGCCACGUGUCCCACAACGAAACCUUCUCUCCCACCGAGCGGCUCUCACGGGAGCUCGAGGACGACGACGGAAGAAGAGUGUGACUCAGUAACGGCCACGGAGGAGACGGCGACGACGAGAGACAAGACGAGUAGUUCCGAGAAGACGAAAGCUAAAGGAGUUGUAAUGUCUCGGAUUUUUUCGAAGCUUUGGACAGGUAAAGAUAGAGACGGUGUUGGAGAUGUUAGUAGCUCAGAUACAUCUGAAAGCCCUGGAUCAGCUACCACCGUCGGUGAUAAAUCGACGCCGUCGACUCGCCGCAGAAGAUCAUCGUCUUGACUUGUUUAGACAACUUGGGCUUUUUUAUUGUAAGAUUAGGCCUUUUCUUUUAAGCUAACUUUUGGUUUAGAUUAAAUUUGGGUCAGUUAUUUUGGUGAUUAUAAACCCAAAAGUUUUUUUUGGUUUAUGUAACCGUUACAAAUUUUGAGAUAUCCAAAUUCUAAUGUUAUUGUUACCUUUAGAGUA